AUGCCCGGUGUUUCCGUUAGAGACGUUCCUGCUCAAGACUUCAUCAACGCCUACGCUCUUUUCUUGCAAAGACAAGGUAAGCUCGAAGUGCCCGGCUACGUUGACCUCGUCAAGACCUCGGCCGGUAACGAAUUGCCCCCUCAAGAAUCGGAAUUGUGGUUCUACAAGAGAGCUGCCUCGAUCGCCAGACACAUCUACUUGAGAAAGCAAGUUGGUGUUGGUGCCCUCAACAAGUUGUACGGUGGUGCCGUCAACAGAGGUUUCCGCCCCCACCGUCACGCCGACGCCUCGGGCUCGAUCAACAGAAAGGCCAUGCAAUCGUUGCAAAAGAUCGGUGUCUUGGAAUUGUCGCCCAAGGGUGGCAGAAGAAUCUCGGAAAACGGUCAAAGAGACUUGGACAGAAUUGCUGCCCAAACCCUCGAAGACGACGAGUAA
Messenger RNA from Diutina rugosa, 435 nucleotides. It is a transcript of the gene RPS19A, whose product is annotated as 40S ribosomal protein eS19. The record is from RefSeq and is a predicted model, not a curated record. Gene Ontology annotation, molecular function: structural constituent of ribosome; RNA binding. Gene Ontology annotation, biological process: translation; ribosomal small subunit assembly. NCBI's taxonomy places the organism in Eukaryota, Fungi, Ascomycota, Pichiomycetes, Serinales, Debaryomycetaceae. The transcript has 2 exons. Bases 1 to 435 code for a protein of 144 amino acids. Gene Ontology annotation, cellular component: ribosome; cytosolic small ribosomal subunit.